UUCAAAGAAAACUCAACAAUUUCUUUCAAAACUGUUCACUAUAUAUAUAUGAAUCAACAAAUCUAAUUUGUUCAAGUUCCAUUACAGCAUUGUCACAGUUUUUUAAAACUUCAAGGCAAACAAGAGAGAAAAACUAGAAAUGGCGUCUAUUUUCGAAUCAUAUAUCUAUGAAGAUUUGAAUCCAAAAAUUGAAACACAGAAUACUCCAAAAUCACACAUUCUCAUUGUUCACAUUCCCGAUGGUUUUACAAAAGAAGAUAUUGGUGCUAAAGUUGAGUAUGAUUUUGGAAGGGUGAGAGUUUUUGGUGAAAGAUCAAUUGGAUCAAAUAAAAAGAUGCGUUUCAAUGAAAAGUAUCAAGUUCCAUCACAUUGUGAUAUUGGCAGUAUUAGAGGUAAGUUUGAUGGAAAAACUGUCACUCUUACAAUGCCAAAUAUUCCAGGUAAAGUUCCUCAACAAGAAGAAAAACCAAUUGAAGAUAAUAGUGAUGCUAAGGUAAAUGAUCAAAAGGAUCAAGAAAACACUUCUCAUCAAGAUCCUAAAUCCAAUGUUGAAAAUAAAGAAUAUGCUACUCCACAAGAUGCUCAAAAAUCGACUUCGUCUCAAAAGGGUCCUGAAGAAAUUUCUCAAAAAGAUCAAGUUACAAAAGACGAUGAGAAUCCGACCUCGCAAGAAGCCACAAAAGAGUCUAUAGCUCAAAAGGGUCAAGAAGAAAUUUCUCAAAAAGAAUCUGUAUCUCAAAAAGGUCGAGAAGAAAUUUCAAAAAACGAGUCAGUACCUCAAAAGGAUCGAGAAGAAAUUUCUCAAAAAGAAUCUUUACAACAAAAGGGUCGAGAAGAAAUUUCUCAAAAGGAGUCUAUACACAAAAAGCGUCAACAAGAAAUUUCUCAAGAAUCUCAAAUUACAAAAGUUGAAAGUAAGGAAAAAUCUCAUCACGAGACUUCGACUCCAUCAGAAGAAACGCAUCAGUCUAUGCCUCAAAAGAGUCAAGAUCAAGAAAAUCCCAAUAAAGCCGCGGAUACAAAAGAUGCAAAACUUCAAACAGAAGAAACCGCAAAAGACGAGAACAAGGAAAAUCAAAAGCUUGUAAAGGAAGAAACCAAGGAUCACCUUAAGAAAACUACAGAAUCAGAAAAUCCACAAGUUAUGAAUGAUUCUUCCCCUACACUUGAAGAGGAAACUAAAGAAGAAAGCAAAGAAUCUGCAAAAGCUGAAACUUUUCCUCAGAUGAAAACAUACAUGGAGAAAGGAAAGGAAAUGAUCAAAGAUAAAUUCGGCGAUGAGAAAAAAGGCGAUAAAAAGAGCUUUGGUGAAUCAACAAGAACAAGAAUCAAAGACAUGGCUUUGUCUACAACUCAAGCUGUAACUAACUAUGCAAAGAGGUUCAAUGAAGAAGAUAAACAAAAGCUAAUUUACACUGGUGCAACAAUUCUUGUCGUAGCGCUCGGUGUUUACGCUUCUUACAAGUAUCGUUCAUCGCGUAAAUCAUAAACAAAUUGCAUGUCUAUAAGAUUUAUAGUAUCUAUCAUAUUUGUAUCAUACUUGACAAAUAAAUCAAAAUUUACAUUACGAGCUUA
This is a messenger RNA of Lathyrus oleraceus (garden pea), 1575 nucleotides long. RefSeq names its product inactive protein RESTRICTED TEV MOVEMENT 2. The record is from RefSeq and is a predicted model, not a curated record. NCBI's taxonomy places the organism in Eukaryota, Viridiplantae, Streptophyta, Magnoliopsida, Fabales, Fabaceae. Bases 140 to 1489 code for a protein of 449 amino acids. The transcript is spliced from 2 exons.